Psammomys obesus (fat sand rat) is the source of this 2205-nucleotide messenger RNA. It is a transcript of the gene Fgg, whose product is annotated as fibrinogen gamma chain. The transcript has 9 exons. The record is from RefSeq and is a predicted model, not a curated record. Lineage: Eukaryota; Metazoa; Chordata; Mammalia; Rodentia; Muridae. Gene Ontology annotation, cellular component: fibrinogen complex. Gene Ontology annotation, biological process: platelet activation; protein polymerization; blood coagulation. Gene Ontology annotation, molecular function: signaling receptor binding. The coding region runs from base 161 to 1495 and encodes 444 amino acids.
AUGAGCAGAAAGAGCUCACAUUUCUGGUAAAGAGGCCCCGUGACCAGUUCCAGCCAUUCUUAGUCCCGCCCAGACUGAGAACUCACAUAAAGGACCAAAGGAGGACCCAAGAGGUCACAGCGGCUGUGAGGGGCUGGGAGCAGCCGGUCACCCAGACACCAUGAGUCAGUCCCUGCGGCCCCGCAGUUCCCUUCUAUGCUUCACGUUCCUACUGCUCUCUCCUGCGGGCCUAGCCUACGUUGCUACCAGAGAUAACUGUUGCAUCUUAGAUGAGAGAUUCGGUAGUUACUGCCCAACCACCUGUGGAAUAGCAGACUUCCUGUCCUCUUACCAAACCGAAGUGGACAAAGACCUGCAGGCGCUGGAAGACAUCUUAAACAGAGCUGAAAACAGAUCUACAGAAGCCAGAGAGCUGAUCAAAGCAAUCCAAAUCUAUUACAAGCCCGACCAGCCGCCAAAGCCAAAUAUGAUAGACAGUGCCACCCAGAAGUCUAAGAAGAUGGUAGAAGACAUUGUGAAAUACGAAGCGCUGUUAUUAACCCACGAGACAGGCAUUCAGUAUUUACAGGAAAUCUAUAAUUCCAACAACCAGAAGAUCACGAACCUGAAACAGAAGGUAGCCCAGCUUGAAGCUCAGUGCCAGGAGCCUUGCAAGGACACUGUGCAAAUCCAUGACACAACUGGGAAAGAUUGUCAAGAAAUUGCCAACAAGGGUGCCAGAGAAAGUGGACUUUACUUUAUUCGGCCUCUGAAAGCUAAGCAGCAGUUCUUGGUGUACUGUGAAAUCGACAGCUCUGGAAAUGGCUGGACCGUGCUGCAGAAGAGAACUGACGGCAGCUUGGAUUUCAAGAAGAACUGGGUUCAGUACAAAGAAGGGUUUGGACACCUGUCUCCUACUGGCACCACAGAGUUUUGGCUGGGAAAUGAGAAGAUCCAUUUGAUAAGCAUGCAGUCCCAAAUCCCAUAUGCCCUGAGAAUAGAGCUCAAGGACUGGAACGGCAGAACCAGCACUGCAGACUACGCUACGUUCAGGGUGAGUUCUGAAGCCGACAAAUACCGCCUGACCUAUGCCUACUUCAUUGGUGGAGAUGCCGGCGAUGCCUUUGAUGGCUAUGAUUUUGGAGAUGAUCCCAGUGACAAGUUUUUCACAUCCCACAAUGGCAUGCAGUUCAGUACCUGGGACAGUGAUAAUGAUAAGUUUGAAGGCAACUGUGCUGAACAGGAUGGAUCCGGUUGGUGGAUGAACAAAUGUCAUGCUGGCCACCUCAAUGGCGUUUAUUACAAAGGUGGUACUUACUCAAAGGCAGCGACCCCUAACGGUUAUGACAAUGGCAUUAUCUGGGCCACUUGGAAAAGCCGCUGGUAUUCCAUGAAGGAAACCACCAUGAAGAUAAUUCCCUUCAACAGACUCUCCAUUGGAGACGGACAGCAGCAGCACAUGGGGGCGUCCAAACAGGUCAGCGUGGAGCAUGAAGUUGAAAUUGAGUACCCCUAAUCAGCUGCCUGGGAGUGUUAGAUACAGAGGAAUCAACCAUUAACUUCUAUUACUGUACAUAGCUCCAGCUGUUCCCUCAAAUUUUCUUCUACACCCUCAUAUUCUAUUUAUUAAUUUGAGUUUUUUUAUAAAACGCUACUUAUGUAUAAAUGAAAAUUAAAAUCCACUUUGGAUCAUAUUUCUAAAUCAUUGGAAUCACAGUGAUUAAAAAUUAUUUAUUUCAGGAGACAGCAUUUUGGUUGACCUUUCCCCUAAAUAUUAAAAGUGAAGUUACUGUAUUUUGUAUAUUUUAUAAUCAGUUGUAAUCAGUGCUUUUAUUGUUUAAUUAUUUUUAAGUAUUUUAGGAUAUACUAAUAAAACAGAAGAAAAAUGUUAGAACUUCACAUGAUAAUUUUCCCGUCUGUCUUACCGCUGCGGCAUCUGUAGUUAAUUUUUUCCUUUUAAAGAAACAGUUAUAUUUUUUAAUAUACCUUUUGUUUUAUUGUAUGUUCAUAGGCUGAAGACAUUUAAAGAACAUUUCAAAGCUGAUUUGCUUUUUUAAAGGACUUUAUCCAAACAGAGAAAUAUAAUAUUUUUCCUAUGGGACAAUGAACUUUCAAAGCCUCACUUCACUUUAAGAGUUAAUGGAAUCCAUGCUGAAAACUCCAUUAGCAGUUUUAUGCUGGCAAUAAUUUAUCUACAUGCAUUGCAAUAAACAUUUUGUUUCCUAA